UAAUUUCAGGCUCAUUUGCAUGCUCUGAAUCUCAAAAGCCAGAGGUGACCCUCAGCUGCUCAUUCCCUCGCAUCUAUCCACACUGACUGCAUCCACUCAGACUGUUGUGGUGUUUGAAGGAGAAAACCAGCAGAUAUGAACAGCAAGCAUCCUCCUUGGAUACUGGUGCAUCUUUUGAUGGUUAUUUCAGCUGUAGCUGGAACAGAUUUGGAGAACGUUGACUGGAAGAUAGUCUUCUAUCAAACGGAGGGCGACGCCACCUACGUGAGAGACACCGGAGACCUGGCUUCAGAUGUUCCCACAGAGAUCAUGUUUGAACUCUUCGAUCCUCAGAGGACCCUCAGCGCCGCAAAGUUCACCUACACCUUGGACCUGGGGAACGGAGAGGUGAUCCAGGGAACCGAACCAGUGGUCCGCUUUCGUUACUUAGAAACAGGAAACUACACCCUGAGGCUGGAAGUAGAAGUGAAUCUGGAGCAAUAUGCUCCGAUAACAAGAGUCUACUCCAAGGAUGUCCAAGUGCUUGAUGCAAUUAAGAGCAUUGAACUGGAGGGGCCAUCGGAUUACAGGGUGUCCCAGGGCUCCAGUCUGGCCGUCCAUGUGGAUGGGAGUCCUCCCAUGUGGGUCUGCCUGCGGGUUCUGAAUAACUGCCUGCCUGACCCGACGGCUGGCUGCACCCUGACCAUGCUGUAUGACAACACCCUGGGGCUGAACCACACCUUCACCUCCACUGGUGUCCACUGCCUUGACGUCAGCGUCCGCAACGACAUCAGCCAGAUGGAGACCUCCUUCAGCCUCUAUGUUGGCAGGAAAGAUUCUACCCAGGUCUUGUUUAUCCUGUCCUGCGCUGCUGUUCUUGUUGCAACCUUUGCCUUCAUAACUGUCGUUGCCUGUCGCCCUUGGAAACAAAGAAAAUCACAGGCUCCUGCUUCCAGUAACGCUGCAUUCCUAAAGGACCAAGGUCGUGAAGGCCAAAGUAAAAUAAUUUUGUCCUUCUCCUCUGUGGAGAAAGGAGAGCAAGAGCCACUCAUCCUGCAGCAUGGAACCCAGUACGGUUCUUAAUCCCCUAACUGCUCCUGGAUUUGUUCUCUUUGAGCCUCCUGCAUCAUGUAGCUCUGCAUACUCAACAUAUAUGAUACUCUGUGCAUGAUCAGGAUUAUCCUGUCAAAUAAAGUUGAAUUAGUUCCUGUGUGUCUGGG
Messenger RNA from Cyprinodon variegatus (sheepshead minnow), 1199 nucleotides. RefSeq names its product transmembrane protein 130 (gene tmem130). Lineage: Eukaryota; Metazoa; Chordata; Actinopteri; Cyprinodontiformes; Cyprinodontidae. The transcript has 8 exons. The record is from RefSeq and is a predicted model, not a curated record. Bases 136 to 1062 code for a protein of 308 amino acids.